AUGGUUCAUGAGCUCGUCGAAAGACUCGAAGUUGCCGGCGAGAUUGAGAAUACCUACAUUUUCUACUCAACGGAUAAUGGAUAUCACAUUAGUCAACAUCGAAUGCAUCCUGGAAAAGAAUGCGGUUACGACACUGACAUUCACAUACCCAUGUUCGUUCGUGGACCUGGCCUUGUGGCUGGUGGUGAAGUCGACUCUGCAACCUCGCACACCGACAUCGCUCCAACAAUUCUCAAGAUCGCGGGAGCAGAACGACAGCUUGAUGGAGAAGCUAUGCCCUGGGCAGGUGAAGUGGCCCAAACCAGGAAUGAACAUGCCGCCAUUGAGUUCUGGGGCUGGGGAGCUCCCGAAGGCCACUAUGGAUCGCGCAGUGAUGAGCACUUUGAGUCUGGCAAGCUAGAAGGUUUGUACCUCAACAACACGUAUAAAGGUCUCCGUCUGGUUGGGAAAAGCUUCAAUCUUUACUAUUCGGUGUGGUGUACAGGAGAGCGGGAACUUUUCAAUCUGAAGGAUGACCCCGAGCAAACCGUCAACCUGCUUUCCGACACAUCUCAGGCUUUGAUCCUGGUUGAAAACUUUGAAUUUUCUGGCAGAGGAGCUUCCGAGGUCGUUCAUCGCCUUGAUGCUGUCAUCAUGGCUCUCAAAGAUUGUGAGGGCCGACGUUGUUCCCGGCCUUGGUCAGCUUUGCACCCCGACGGAGACAUCGUGUCUCUCGAGCAAGCUUUGGAUACUAAGUACGACGACUUUUACAAGGCGCAACCUAAAAUGUAUUUCGAAAGUUGCGAGGCAGCCUUCAUCAAGGAGAGAGAAAGCAAUGAGCCUGUCAACCAAUACGGCGGUGACGCUCGGCCUGAGUAUGAUUAUGGCGAUGAGUGGAUCCUAGCCAUUUAG
Messenger RNA from Colletotrichum chrysophilum, 891 nucleotides. RefSeq lists its product as uncharacterized. The transcript has 2 exons. Gene Ontology annotation, molecular function: glycosaminoglycan binding; N-acetylglucosamine-6-sulfatase activity. NCBI's taxonomy places the organism in Eukaryota, Fungi, Ascomycota, Sordariomycetes, Glomerellales, Glomerellaceae. The coding region runs from base 1 to 891 and encodes 296 amino acids. The record is from RefSeq and is a predicted model, not a curated record.